Molecule: messenger RNA, 1860 nt
Organism: Papaver somniferum (opium poppy)
Lineage: Eukaryota; Viridiplantae; Streptophyta; Magnoliopsida; Ranunculales; Papaveraceae
Exons: 2
Coding region: 1-1860 (619 amino acids)
Source: RefSeq, a predicted model, not a curated record
AUGGGUGAAGAAGCAAACCAACCCCGUAGUCUCAAGGACUACAUGUACCCAACCAGGGAAAGCCAGCCCUCGUGCAUCAUUCUACCAGCUGAUGCUGGUCAGUUUGAACUUAAGGCAAGUACCAUUCACAUGCUCCCUGUGUUUAGAGGGGUUGAUGCUGAAAACCCCUACCAUCAUGUUAGAGAUUUUGAAGAUAUUUGUGGGAAUCUGCGUUUUAACCAAAUGCCGGAAGAGUCCCUCAAACUGAGACUGUUUCCUUUCUCUUUGAAAGAAAAAGCCAAGUCCUGGCUGCAUGCCUUACAACCACAGUCCAUUAGAACAUGGGAUUCAUGGGAAGACCUUACAAAAGAAUUUUUCAAAAAAAUUUUCCCUAACCAUAAGACUGCGACAAUUCGUCAAAUCGCUGAGAAGACUCAGCAAUGGGAGUCCAUCCGUGAACCUAAAAAGACUGGCCCUGUAGCUAAUGUCCAUAGAAUCGAGUCCGAUUUUGAAGAAAAAGCUAAUGUUGCAUCCUUGGCUAGGAGAGUAGAAGCGCUAGAGCUGCUGAAGAAUGUGAAAACUACUGCCCCUACUCUCUGUGACCAAAUUGAAAUGGCCACUCGUGCCGCAUGCCACAGUUCAGAGCAUCUAGUGGAUAGUUGUCCAGACCUACAAGCAUUUCAUGAGUCUAGAUUUGAGCAGGCUAAUGCUUUGUAUCAUAAGCAAGAGAACAACCCUUAUUCUCAGACCUACAACCCAGGGUGGAGGAAUAUUUCUAAUUUCUCGUGGUCUAAAGGGCCCGUACAAGGGGGUACACCAAGUAAUAACCAAGGAUAUUCAUAUCCUAGAAACCCCCAAGUACAAACACACACACAGUACCCUGUAGAGAAAAGACCUAGCUUUGAUGACGGUAUAAACCAAAUGAAUCAAAACCUUUUGCAAUAUCAGAAGUUAAAUGGCCAGAGGCUUGCGAGUUUAGAACUCAAAAUCGGUCAAAUGUGUGAUGUACUAAACGAGAGAGAAAAAGGUAAACUACCUAGUCAACCUCAACAACUUCAGAAAAUUGCAUUUCAGGCAAGCACCUCAAAUUGCAAUGAGUCCUCUCAUAAUCAGGUAAAUGCUGUCACUACUCUUCGUAGUGGUAAGGUUGUUGAUAACAAUGUAGGUGUACCACAAUCAGUCGAGUCUAGAUCAGACUCACCGGUGCAUACAACUCCACAGAAAACAACCGUGGUGGAGAAGGAAUCUGAGCAUGAUAAUGACUCUAAGAAUUCCACUGAUGUUGCACCAUCUCAGGUACCUGUUGCUCCAUUUCCUCAGAGGUUGACACAACAAAAAUGGGGUACUCACUACAAUGAGAUGUUGGAAAUGUUUAAACGUGUAAACAUAAACAUUCCAUUUCUCGAAGCAAUUAGGCAGAUACUCACCUAUGCUAAAUUUUUGAAAGACCUUUGCACACAAAAAAGAAAACAUCAUGUGCACAAGCGUGCUUUUCUCACUGAGCAGGUAAGUUCGAUUAUUCAAAGCAAAACUCCACCUAAGUUUAAAGACCCAGGUAGUCCAACUAUCAUAUGCACUAUAGGUGACCAUACGAUCGAUAGGGCUUUGCUUGACUUAGGAGCAAGUGUGAACCUUUUUCCAUAUUCUGUGUAUAAGCAAUUAGGUCUUGGGGAGCUGAAACCCACUCCUGUUACGCUACAGUUAGCGGACAAAUAUGUCAAAAUCCCUCGUGUUAUUGUUGAAGAUGUGUUAAUCAAGGUUGAUAAAUUUUAUUUUCCUGUGGACUUCAUUGUGCUAGAUACUCAACCUGUGCAAAACCCAGACUGCCAAAUUCCUGUCAUUUUAGGACGUCCUUUUCUGGCAACGCCAAUGCUAUCAUAA